ACCCAGGGGGGAAGCCGAAGGAGCAGGACCGAGCCAUGGACCCCUCCAGGAAAGCUUGGGCUGCAAGCUGGCUGCUGCUGCUGCCGCUGCUGCUUCACGAAGGAGCGCAGGCCCUGGAGUGCUACAGCUGCGUGCAGAAGGCAGAUGACGGAUGCUCUCCGCAGAAGAUGAAGACCGUGAAGUGCGCGCCGGGCGUGGACGUCUGCACUGAGGCCGUGGGGGCGGUGGAGACCAUCCACGGGCAAUUCUCGGUGGCCGUGCGGGGCUGCGGUUCGGGACUCCCCGGGAAGAAUGACCGCGGACUGGACCUUCACGGGCUUCUGGCCUUCAUCCAGCUGCAGCAAUGCGCCGAAGACCGCUGCAACGUCAAGCUCAACCUCUCCUCGUCAGCGCUCAACCCGGCAGGCAAUGAGAGCGCGUACAAGCCGAAUGGCGUCGAGUGCUACAGCUGCGUGGGGCUGAGCCGCGAGAAGUGCCAGGGUACGGCGCCGCCCGUGGUGAGCUGCUACAACGCCGGCGACCGCGUCUACAAGGGCUGCUUCGAUGGCAACGUCACCUUGACGGCAGCCAAUGUGACUGUGUCAUUGCCCGUCCGGGGCUGUGUCCACGAUGAGUUCUGCACCCGGGAUGGGGUGACUGGCCCGGGGUUCAUGCUCAGCGGCUCCUGCUGCCAAGGGUCCCGCUGCAACUCCGACCUCCGCAACAAGACCUACUUUGCACCUCGAAUCCCGCCCCUGGUUCUGCUGCCCCCUCCUCAGUCUACCACUGUCACCCCAACCACUUCUGUCACCACUUCUGUCACCACCUCCACCCCAGCCCCAACCACUUCCACCUCUACCACAAAACCCACUGCAACCCCAACCACCCAGACUCCUCUGCAGGAGGUGGACUCUGAGGCCUCCUGGGAAGACGGCUCCAGCUUUUCUGGAGGCGCUGCUGGCCACCAGGACCGCCGUAACAUGGGGCAGUACCCCGGAAAUGGUGGGGCCCACAAUCCCUCUAGUAAAGGCUCUGCAGCUCCUGCAACGGAGUUGGCGGCUCUUCUCCUGACUGUGGCUGCUGGUGCCCUAUUAUGAACUUCUUCACCUGGGGACCCCCCUCUUGUCCUACUUCCCUGGCCCUGGCACCCCUUCUCCCCACUACUUCCCUUUCUCACGAGUGGACUGGGCUGGCCCAGCUCCUGUUCUUCCAGUCGCCCCAGCUUCUGCUGCACUGGUUUGCGGCUUUGGGAAAUGAUUUUGGGAAAUUACUGUUGUAUAUAACCUGCCUGUGUCCUCUAGCUUUUUGAGGACAGCACCUCCCGUCCCUCUUGUUCUUGGCUCUCCCUCAUCCCCUCAUGGUGACUGGGACAGAGUGAGAGAGCUCGGAAGUGUCACAGGGAAGUGGAGAUGCUUCCCGUUAGCUUUCUCAUGGCCAACUUGGAAUAUGGAGGGAUCUAGGAAUAACAGGCCCCGCGCUCCGGCCCCUGCUGCCCCCUGUCCCUCCAUCGUUGUGGGAAGACUGUGAGCUCCUCGAGGGCAGGGACCCUGCCUUAGGCCUCUGUGUGGCCGGUUUCUGGCACAUAAGGCCCUCAAUAAAGUUUAAAUACUUUGU
This is a messenger RNA of Choloepus didactylus (southern two-toed sloth), 1593 nucleotides long. RefSeq names its product LY6/PLAUR domain containing 3 (gene LYPD3). Lineage: Eukaryota; Metazoa; Chordata; Mammalia; Pilosa; Megalonychidae. The record is from RefSeq and is a predicted model, not a curated record. The transcript is spliced from 5 exons. Gene Ontology annotation, cellular component: plasma membrane. The coding region runs from base 36 to 1076 and encodes 346 amino acids.